Messenger RNA from Clupea harengus (Atlantic herring), 3736 nucleotides. It is a transcript of the gene hgsnat, whose product is annotated as heparan-alpha-glucosaminide N-acetyltransferase. Lineage: Eukaryota; Metazoa; Chordata; Actinopteri; Clupeiformes; Clupeidae. The record is from RefSeq and is a predicted model, not a curated record.
UUGACGGUAGGCUACUGCAACGGAAAGAAACAUUAAGCAGCAUAGCCUAAUUUCACGAUCUUGCCAUAGAUACUAUAUUUUAACGUAAUUAUACGCAGUGUUCCUGUCAUUUCCAAGAUUGAAUGCCAAUUUAUUUACUUAAUUUAAUAUGGUCUUUGACGUUAAAAUUACCCGUUCUGGGAAUGUACUUUGACCCUCGGCACUACCACUACCCGGGUAUCGGAAGUGGUAUGGAACGGAGAAAAAACAUUAAGAAAAAGUCGGGGUAUCAGGGAGAAGGGAAGAGGGAGACAGGAGAAAAACGCCCUAAAAUGGCCCAAACAGUGGGAGAAAAGGGAUUAUAUCUCUUGGCAAUGAUUGUGCUGAUAUGUGCCAUACGCGUGGUGCCACUUUCUGCAGUGCCCCCUUGUAAGUACCGUAAACAAGCGUAUCUAAAGUGAACGUCAGCUCGCCACGGAGGUAUUUUGCUGUAUUUACCUUAACACCCUGCUGAAGUGAGAGUAAGAUAAGUGAAUCCGAAAGGUUGAACAUGAGUUCAAAUAAGACAGAGGUAACUUAACCAGUUAGCAGUUUAGCAUUAACAUUAUUUCUAUGUACCGUUUUCGAAGGUGCACGUUUGUGUACGUUAACCAACCUCUAACUUUUGGUAACGACAGGCUACCUGGGUAGCUUGCUACACCAUCUCAACAUUUUCAUUAUUAAUUAACCUGACAUCACCAAAACAGUGAUGUAAAAUGGUUAAGCCACUGCCCUCACGCAGCCAGUGUUGAACACAAAUUGAACUUCCCUCCGUUGAAAGAUCCACGACUAGUAUGGUUUAGCCACAGAAACGUACGAUUUGUGGCAAGUCGGAUUAGAACAGCAUGUGACAUGGGUGGAUGAUGAAGGCAAGAGUCCCCUAGCCGAGUGUAGGCAUAGCGCAAAUUCAGCUAGUGUGACUCGGUCGUGACAGAGCAGCUGACUCGUCUGUACAGUAGUUAACGGAAGCUUGACAGUGAGAGCAGCAAGUCUUUUACAACCUCAGCCUAGUCUUCAAAACACAAGUCUUGCGUGUGCCUCACAUCCACAUCGCAAAUCUCCCGUGCUUAAGAUGGACGAAGCAAUUCUGACUGUCAGCAAUGAACUACAGAGUGACAUGGUUGUCUCUUGGCUGUCAGACCAUUGCUACCAGUGUUUGUUCCAGCCUCUAGGUGAAGUACCAGCAGCGCUGGAGCCUGGGAUCCCCAGCGUGGUGGACUUCACAGUAGGCACACAGCACCCUCUCACCCUUCAGCUCAACAGCUCGCCCGUCAACCUAGAGCAGUGCAGGCUUCAUUUUCAUUUUGGUGAGCAUGGAAAAUACUCACUGUGGGUGAAGAAUCUCAAUGAUCCGUCAGAGGUCAACUGCUCCUUAGUUACUGAAACAGAACCUGUCAACAGCUACUUGCCUAUUUUGUUUGCAUUCCUUGGCUUUACUGGCUUGGCUGUCUUGGCUGCCAUUGGGAAUUCAAUAAUGCGACUGCAAGUGGUAAAAAAUCUUCUUCUGCAUUGGGGCAAUGCUAUGGAGACAGACAGACUCAUAAACUCAGAGCUUGGCCCAUCACAUCGCUUGGUGGAGUCCUCUGUGGAAGCGGCCAUGCCCGCCACUGCUGGCAGGAGGCUUCGGUCUCUGGACACAUUCCGAGGAUUCUCCCUAGUCAUAAUGGUCUUUGUAAACUACGGAGGCGGGAGAUACUGGUUCUUCAGGCACGAGAGCUGGAAUGGCCUCACUGUGGCAGAUUUAGUAUUUCCAUGGUUUGUCUUCAUCAUGGGCACCUCCAUUGCUCUGUCUAUCAGUGGCUCACUGCGUAGAGGGGUCUUCCGCUCCCACUUACUGGGCAAGGUCCUGUGGAGGAGCGUCCAGCUUUUCCUCAUCGGCCUCAUCGUCAUCAAUCCAAACUACUGCCAAGGGCCCUUGUCCUGGGACUCCUUGCGUAUUCCUGGAGUGUUACAGCGACUAGCGUUUUCCUACCUAGUUGUUUCUUCUCUGGAUCUUCUGGUGGCCAGAGUUCGACUUGAUAACUUUCCCAUGGAUGCCUGGUGGUACCCAGUUUGUGAGUGCCUCCUUUACUGGCCUGCCUGGCUGUGUGUGGUUUUCCUGGAAGCGCUGUGGUUGUAUCUGACUUUCCUCCUUCCAGUCCCUGCCUGUCCAAAUGGGUAUUUGGGGCCUGGUGGAAUAGGAGACUUUGGGCAGUACCCAAACUGCACAGGGGGAGCAGCAGGCUUCAUCGACCGUUGGCUUCUGGGAGAGUCUCACAUUUACCAGACGCCAUCAUCAAGGGUUGUUUUCCAGACCAAAGUUCCAUUUGACCCUGAGGGAACGUUGGGCAGCAUUAACUCCAUCCUGAUGGCUUUUCUUGGUGUUCAGGCUGGAAAGAUUCUUCUUCACUAUAGGGAUCUUCACUCAAAAAUAAUUUCCAGAUUUCUCAUAUGGGGGUUUAUCCUGGGGGCACUAUCUGCUAUCCUGACCAAGUGUUCCAAAGACCAUGGUUUCAUCCCCAUCAAUAAAAACCUAUGGUCUCUGUCUUAUGUGACCACGCUCAGCUGUUUCGCCUUUGUUCUACUGGGUGUGGUGUACUACAUAGUGGAUGUCAAGAGAUGGUGGUCAGGUGCUCCUUUCUACUACCCAGGCAUGAACUCCAUCUUGGUGUAUGUGGGCCAUGAGGUCUUUGAGGAGUACUUCCCCUUCCGCUGGCGGAUGGCUAACAGCCAGUUGCACGCAGAGCACCUGGCCCAGAACCUAGUGGCCACAUCUAUAUGGGUGUUCAUCUCCUUUGUACUCUACAGGAAGAAGAUUUUCUGGAAGAUUUAAGUGCAUCCUGGGUGAAGGAACAGGUUUGUUCCUGAAUGAAGGGAGACUUAAAGUGAGAAACACUUAUUUUGGGCCUUUUCAGGGGAACUGUCACAAUAUUUGUUACAUUGGUUCCCUGAGAAUACUACAGAGACCAGGGAUUAAAGCAAACCUCUAGCUUUCUAUUGCCAACGCUACGUAAAGGCACAGGGAGCUUGCGUUGGGUUCAGUUCGCAUGAGCAUCUGUCUUUGUGUGGUAGGGUGGUGUGUUGGUCAGCACUACAUUUCCAUGGAAACAUUUUCAAAGGGCUUUGUCCUGUGGCUUUGUUAUUUUGUUACUGAUCCAAAAAUGACUAGAUGGAUAUAAACAAGGUAGCAGACAAGGUAACUCACCUAUGUAACUAAUACAUUAAAGUGACCUGUCUGCUAUGUGGCACAACAAUCCUGUUAUGUUAGUGAAGGACUUUUUAAUGCUGUAUUUUAAUGCUCUGGAGGAUUAUCAAUAACUUAAGUUUGCUGUAUCUGAGUUAAGGGAUGUCAGGUUGAAGCAGCCUUCAAACAAACUUCUUGCUCACACAAUUGUGCCAAAUAUUCUAAGGUGUUCUAUUUUCCACAAUCAUUAAUAGUAAAAAAUGUUGGGGUGGUGGGGAUAUUUGUAUUAUUAUUUUUUACAUUUUUUUAUGUACUGUAUCAUGGUUGUAAAUAAAGACUGGUUAUUUGUGAGAUGCAGAGCUCAGACAACAAGGCACAAUUCAAGUAGACACAGAGUAUUAAUGAAUUACCUCUGAAUGUUUGUGUAAUAUAGUUGAAUUACCAUGAUUAUUGAACUUUUUUUCUUUCUACUUUUUUAUACUUUUCAGACUUUUAGUAUCUGGUAAAAUUAGUAAAUGGUUAAAAUAAUUCUGUAAUAAAAUAUCUUAAAUUAUA